Messenger RNA from Agelaius phoeniceus (red-winged blackbird), 1716 nucleotides. Lineage: Eukaryota; Metazoa; Chordata; Aves; Passeriformes; Icteridae. The record is from RefSeq and is a predicted model, not a curated record.
AUGGCGUGGCUUGGCACCCCCAAGCAGAUAAAAACUGAUAACGACUCCAAUUUCACCUCCAAACCAGUGCAAGAAUUCGCCUCGAAAUGGGGCAUCACACUAGUACAGGGCCUGAGUGUCAGAGCAGCCCUAGCGCUUGCUCAGUUCAGGAGAAUCCUCCUGGGCAAGGCUUUUGUUAGUGGGCUUUUGCACACUGACAGGAGCCUCGUUUUUUCUACUGGGUUCGCGCAGCCUGCAGACUUGCAGUGCAGUAUCACAAUGAUUGAGCGACUGGCACCUGUCCUUUUCGCCGCAUAUGGCGUUACGUAUGGUGCCUAUUUCCUCACACACUUUGCACGUCACCUGAGGCGUGUAUUCAGAGGUGCUGAUCCUGAGAUGACAGAAGCAAAAGCCAUCUCUCCCCUGGCCCCCGCUGCUCCUGGACAAGAAGCCAAAGAGGAGCAAACUGAGGUGGAUGACCACCAGCCUCCAUCAGUGGUCACACCAGAGCCUGGAUAUUCUGGAGCUGUCCUUCUAGAGAAAGAGCAGGAGCAGAUUGCUUCAACAGAGAUGCCAUGGCAGACUCAGGGAGAGCUGUUCCCAGGCCGAGAGCAGGAAGAGCAGCUCAGGCAGCAGGUGGAAGAGCCACAGGAGAAUGGCCAGAAGAUGAAGGCAGAGCCACAAGCAGAGCUGCCCGAAGCUCAGAGUGACAUCGUGGCAGUGAAGAGGAGGAACAAGGAAGACAUGAGAAGCAUUCAAGAGGAGAAUCUCAAUCAGCAGAGGGGCGAUCAACAAAACCAGGUGAGUGAAAGAGUGGCAGCCACUCCAGUCAUAAGGCGUCCUCUCCCUCCUUGUUUACAGAACAUCAAGGAAUACCUGCAGGCAGAGCUGCAGAAAACUGACGCUAGGAUCAGGGCAUUGGAGAAGAGGCUUGAGGAAGACAUGAAAAUCAUCAGAGAGAAAGCUAAUCCCCUCCCUCAGGCUCUGCAAAAGCAAGUGGCCAUAAAGAAAAUAAAUCUCCAAGGACUGAAGAGGAAGCAAGUAACUGUCAAUGAAAUCAAGGUCAUGAAGUGCUACAGGAGUCCCAAUGUUGUGAAUUAUUUAGACAGCUACCUUCUGGGCGAGGAACUCUGGCUGGUUAUGGAGUACAUGGACGGAGGCACUCUGAGAGAUGUCAUCAAUGAGUCUAACAUCUUUGAAGGCCACAUUGCAGCCAUCAGUCGGGAGUGCCUGCAAGGACUUUAUUUUCUUCAUUCAAACGAUGUGAUCCAUCGAGAUGUGAAGAGCAGAAACAUCCUUCUCAGAACCGACGGUUCUGUCAAGCUGGCUGAUUUUGGCCUCUCUGCUCAGCUCACCCCUGAGCAGAGCAGACGGUGCUCGGUAGUCGGGACUACUUGGUGGAUGGCGCCUGAAGUGGUGAUGCAUCAAACAUAUGGCCCCAAAGUGGAUGUAUGGUCUUUUGGAAUUGUGGGGAUUGAAAUGGUAGAACAAGAACCUCCUUACUGGAGCGAAAGUUCUGGCACGGCUAAACUCAUGAUAGCCAUAAAAAGGACCCCACGGCUGCGGCAGCCCAACCGAUUCUCGCCUUGCCUGCGUCACUUCCUGGGCUGCUGCCUGCAGAGAGACGAGGAGCAGCGCUGGUCGGCCAAGGAGCUCCUGCAGCAUCCAUUUGUACGUUCAGCCAAGCCAGCGUCCAGCCUGGCACUACUCAUCAACUCAGUCAAGAAGAGGAAGUAG